AUGAAGAGAGUCUUCGGUGUCAAGAAGAACAAAGACCCCCCUCCUUCUAUUGAAGAUGCCAAUGAAAGGAUUACUAAACGUGGAGAUUCAGUGGAUGAAAAAAUUAAGAAACUUGAUGCGGAACUUAGUAGAUAUAAGGAGCAGAUCAAGAAAACAAGACCUGGUCCUGCCCAGGAAGCUGUUAAAGCUAGAGCUAUGAGAGUUCUUAAGCAAAAGCGAAUGUAUGAAGGUCAACGGGACAUGCUGUAUAAUCAGACAUUCAAUCUUGAUCAAGUUCAAUUUGCUGCCGAGGGCAUUAAAGAUGCUCAACAAACUAUGUCAGCUUUGAAGUCUGCCAACAAGGAGUUGAAGGGGAUGAUGAAAACUGUGAAGAUACAAGACAUUGAUAACUUGCAAGAUGAGAUGAUGGACCUGAUGGAUGUUAGUAAUGAAAUCCAAGAGACUUUGGGUAGAAGCUAUAAUGUGCCUGACGACAUUGACGAGGAUGAACUUAUGGGUGAACUUGAUGCAUUGGAAUUAGACAUGGGAAAUGAAACUGAAGCUGAUGGUGUCCCCUCCUAUCUCCAACCUGAUAAAGAAACUGAUUUGGAGGCAGAGCUUAACCUACCUCCAGCUCCAACAGGACAAACAACAGUACCAGCUGGCAGAUCCAAUCCCCAAAAUGAAGAUGAACUGGGUUUACCUGCCGUCCCCCGGGCAUCCUUACGUGGUUAGGUUAGAGAAUGAUGCUGCUUCUUCUUUUGUCUACCGUGAGAUGCAGACAUGAGUCAGGGCCCUGUAAAGUUGUGCAGAACUUGCUUGAUUUAUUUAGCCAUUUCUUGGUCUGGGGAUGUUUGGAAAUUAUUUGACUUGUGCUACUUAUUUCCUGUAAUAAGCCUUUUGGAAUCAUGAUUGACAUUUUGUACUAUACUAUUUUAUCAAGAAAAAAGAAUUAUUUGUACUACACUAGAAAAAGAAAAAAAAGGGGGUUUUGUAUGCACUAUUGAGAUUUGGUAAGGAGAAUGGGUUACCGAUUUA
Molecule: messenger RNA, 1017 nt
Organism: Arachis ipaensis
Lineage: Eukaryota; Viridiplantae; Streptophyta; Magnoliopsida; Fabales; Fabaceae
Gene: VPS60.1
Product: SNF7 family protein
Biological process (GO): late endosome to vacuole transport via multivesicular body sorting pathway; vesicle budding from membrane
Cellular component (GO): multivesicular body
Source: RefSeq, a predicted model, not a curated record